Molecule: messenger RNA, 2118 nt
Organism: Cucumis melo (muskmelon)
Lineage: Eukaryota; Viridiplantae; Streptophyta; Magnoliopsida; Cucurbitales; Cucurbitaceae
Product: sialyltransferase-like protein 2
Exons: 12
Coding region: 255-1577 (440 amino acids)
Molecular function (GO): sialyltransferase activity
Source: RefSeq, a predicted model, not a curated record
CACCUAAACAGAGUAGAGGAAUACGGGUUCGUUAACGACACCAUUCAAUUCAAAAUCAAAUAAAUACCGACUUGCCUUUUCUCUUUGGGUGAAAAUUUUCUGGUUGGAACUUCGAAUAACACCCUUUCCAGUGAGAGCGGGAUCAAGAUACAGGAAAUUACAAAUCAAGGUUGAUUCUCGUCGAGAUCCGUUAAGUGAAGGAACUGAUACCUACUUAUCGAGGUUUAGAUCCAAUCAAGCUUCUUUCUAUAUAGAUGAAGCUGUUGCAUUUCGCCUUUUUGCUUGCUUUAGCUUCUGGAUUUACCGCUAUACUCAUCUACAUUAACGGUGUCUCUAACCUAUAUGGGAAUUAUCAACUUUCCGACGAGGAUUUUGAAGCUCUGCAAUCUCUUCAGGGAAAUUUCCAGAAGUGUGUGAGUGCGAAUGGAUUGGGUUUACAAGCUGAAGGUGGUGAUGAUUAUUGCCUAGUUACAAUGAAAUUUCCUCAAGAUACUAUUCCCAAAUGGAAAGACCCUAAAACUGGUGAUCUUGAAGGCUUAUCAUAUGAAUUUAAUCUUUGCGAAGCUGUGGCAAUUUGGGAACAAGUGCGGAACAGUACCACCAUACUGACCAGGGAGUACAUUGAUGGCUUGCCAAAUGGAUGGGAGGAGUAUGCUUGGCGUAGGAUUAACAAGGGAGUACUUCUUAAUCGUUGCGUGAAUAAAACAUUGUGCAUGGAGAAACUUUCCCUAGUACUUCCUGAAACGCCACCAUAUGUACCAAAACAGUAUGGUCGUUGUGCUGUUGUAGGAAAUUCUGGAGAUCUCUUGAAAACCAGAUUUGGGGAGGAAAUAGAUGGUUUUGAUGUUGUUAUCAGGGAAAAUGGGGCCCCUAUCCAGAACUAUACUGACCAUGUGGGUAAAAAGAGCACCUUUCGUCUUCUUAAUAGAGGAUCUGCAAAAGCUCUGGAUAAAGUCGUGGAGUUAGAUGAAACAAGAAGGGAGGUUUUGUUGAUUAAAACAACAAUUCAUGACAUCAUGAACAAGAUGAUUAAGGAGGUUCCAAUAAAAAAUCCUGUCUAUCUCAUGCUUGGUGCUUCAUUCGGUUCUGCUGCAAAAGGAACUGGGCUCAAGGCUCUUGAGUUUGCUCUCUCUAUAUGUGACUCUGUAGAUAUGUAUGGUUUCACUGUUGAUCCUGGUUAUAAAGAAUGGACAAGAUACUUUUCGGAAUCUCGACAAGGUCAUACACCUCUUCAUGGUAGGGCGUAUUACCAGAUGAUGGAAUGUUUGGGUCUUGUCAAAAUCCAUUCUCCAAUGCGACCUAACCCUAGCCGGGUGGUGAAGUGGGUACCAAGCCAAAAGAUGGUUAAUGCUGCUAGAGUUGCAUCUGAGAAACGAUUGAGGAAGGUUGGAGCUGGUUCUAGAGACCCAUUGGCUGCAUGUUCUAUCAUAAAAAAGCAAAGCAGAAGUAAGCCAAUAUCAAUUUCAAGCUUACGCAAACCUGCCGUUGACCAUCAAAAAUAUGUGAGAAGCACAACCAUGUAUCCUUUGGAGCAUAAUCCUGGUCAUGGCCUUCUUUGCACAGUGCCACCAAGUUGAAUCCAUGGAUUGAUUGAUGAAGUUCAUUUCUAAUCAGACAUCGUUGCAGCAGAGGAUUGAAAGACAAGAAGACAUCAUCCAUUUUUUUCGAAAUUCAGAACUUCUGCAUGCACAUCUUCAGAGUCUUGAAACUUGGAAUUUUUCAGUCCAUGUAUUCUUGAAUCACUCUUUCUAGCAAUUGCACGAGCAUUCAUCGGUGGUGACUGCGUUAAAAGGUCUUAGUGGUUAUUUUUCACCCAUUGUUCGUGCAAUUUAGUUCGAAGAGUAAUUGCAAAUGCCCUUUGUCAUUCAGGCUUGUUCCUGCCCGUCGGAGAACAAUUUUUUUCUCCUGCAAAGUCUGGAUUAGUGAGGUGAGUUGAUUUUGAUAUAGAAAUUGAUAUUAUGAAUUUAUUUGGACUGCUGACUGCUCCACAUAUUGAUUAUUGAGUGGAGUGGUUUAUAAUCUCUUGCUUCAAAUACUUUCAAAUACUUUUGUGAAGCUUUUGAUAUAGUCCGAUCUAAAACUCAUUCAUUUUGUAGAAGUAUUAGACGAUUUGUCGUA